AUGCUCAAGUCUAGCGGGCGAAUUGGCACCAAUAUCCUCUUAGAAGCAAUAUGCAAGGACAAGGUCCACCUGGCGAAGUUCAUUCUAGAUGCGCUGGACGGGAAAAUAGUGGACUCCAAAACGGGGGACGCACUGACGCCCCUCAUCUCAUCCAUCCUGCUGCCUGAUGAGCAGACCAGGUCCAAUGUGCGUGCGUGUGCUCGCGCGUGCGUGUACGUGUGCGAGCCUUCCGAAUCAACGCUAUUCUGCCCUCCCCUAUUCUGUGCAUGUGCUAUGCUGAAGAUAUCCUCUGUUUCGACAGGUCUCCUGGCUCGGUCUGUGGUUCUGGCGGAGCAGGAGGGAGAGAAUUUGUCGGGUCUGUCCAACAACCCGGACAAAGGCAUCUUCGCAGUCCGGGAAAACGGCACCACCUGCCUAAUGGUGGAGUUCGCCGUGAGGUUCCUUGUGCCAUAUGACGUGCUCGCACUCAACGGGAUAGACUUAAUCACGGAGCAGGCGUCCCUGUCUCUCCCCCGUGGCGCAGAAAUCGAGGGGAGGUGUGGGAGCACGGAAUCGGAGAUCCACAUCUCUUGGAAGAGCAACACCUACGUGCUCCGCAUCUAUUUCUCUAAGGAGUUCCGGGACAAGGGAGCGGAGCUGUGGGAGAUCAGCAAGGUCCAGUUCGUGUACGACACCUCGGAGACGUCGCACUUCAUCAAUGCAUACAACCCUGGGAAGCACACAGCCAGCACCCACCGCCUCUCAGCUCUGCUGACCCCCGCCGGCCGCUCAUACGUGUGUGCGGCCCAGCAGACCCUCACCCUCAUCUCCAGCGACCACCAGAAAGGCGUCACCGUCUCCAUGUAUGACAUCCAGAUCCAACCCUUUGACAUCACCUCUGACUUCAUCUUCAGUGAACCUUACAAGUGUAUCACCGACCAGAGGGAACGGCUGGAGGAAACUCUUCCCCUUGUCCUGGGCUUAAUUCUGGGGCUCAUCAUCGUCAUCACGAUCUCCGUCUACCACUUCCACCUGAAGCUGACGGCGAGCCAGCCUCAGCUGCCCAGAGACCGCUCCAUGUACAAGAACAUGUAA
Molecule: messenger RNA, 1074 nt
Organism: Lampris incognitus (smalleye Pacific opah)
Lineage: Eukaryota; Metazoa; Chordata; Actinopteri; Lampriformes; Lampridae
Gene: lamp5
Product: lysosomal associated membrane protein family member 5
Exons: 7
Coding region: 1-1074 (357 amino acids)
Cellular component (GO): membrane
Source: RefSeq, a predicted model, not a curated record